Porites lobata is the source of this 466-nucleotide messenger RNA. The record is from the annotation of a GenBank genome assembly. Lineage: Eukaryota; Metazoa; Cnidaria; Anthozoa; Scleractinia; Poritidae.
AUGAUAAACGACAUAUUGGAAAUUAUGAGAAGCGGACAGGUGUGGAAUGGUGUUGGUUUUAAGAGAGUUGACAGGAAAGUGCUGGCAGAAUGGACGAAGAAGGUGAAUAGAUUAGUGUCAGAGAUACAAACUACCAUGAAUAUCACUGACACCAAUAAAUUGAUUAAUGCUACUGCGAUUUACAUAGCAAGACAAGUUGGGCUCAAAAUGGGUGGUUGCGAGGGAAAAGGAAGCAAAGAACCUCGGUGGAAAAGGAGAAUCAAAGACUAUUGCAGAGUUACGGAGGCACGUCAACAUCCUGGAAAGAUCUAAACAAAGGAAACUUGAAAGGAAGGAAAAGUACACCAAGUUGGAGAGGAAGUAUAACAUCAAACAGAAAGGAGAAAAGGUUAGAAUUGAAGAACUCAAGCAAAGACUGCAGGCUAACUCUGUAAAGUUGAAAAGGUAUGAACAGAGGAUUCAUUGA